AUGAAUAACCUGCGGAGGGGAGUCACAACCCGGUGGUGUAGCGGAAUGCUCAGGAGAGGAAUCCAAAAUAUAAUACGUUUGGCGAAAAUACAACGAAGGGGAUUCUUUUUUAAAAGCGAAAAAAAUGACAUCAUAAAAAACGAAAUUGAGGAAAUUUUAAAAACGGAUAAGAAGGACCCCCUGAUGGAAAGGGGGUGGAUAAAGAACGUGAAAGAAGGUGAAGACUAUUCGGGGGGGAGGAGUGAACAGAAUGAACCACCAAGGGAGGGUGGCCAAAAUGAGUAUAAGAAUAAAACAGGGAAAUUUAAAAGGCUGUUCAUUUUUAUUGCCUUCCAAAGCAUCCCCAUCGUGGGCCUUAUGUACCUGUUUAAGUACAUAGAGAGUGUCAAAUUGGCGGAGCUCAAUUUCACAUUCGAGUCUUCGGAUGAUAUUAUAAAAGAGGUCCUCAAGCUCAUAAAGGGGAAUUCGAAAUGUUUUUGUAUGUACUCGGAGGGUGAUGAAAUUAAGACGUUUUUCGUGGACCCCUUGGGUCCCGAGGACUCCGAGGUGAACUACGAACCAGGAGGGGCAGACACGGCAGGCGCGGCUUAUGCGGCAGACGCGGCAUAUGCGGUGGACGGGUCAGUCUCGGCAGAAUUAGCCUCCCCGGGGAAUCACCACGAUGGGGCCAACGGGGGAAGCCAGGCGGGGACCACCCCAAAUGGGGAGCGGCCAAUUGGAGAGCCCCCAGAAGCACCGCCCCCCAACGCCCCUUCGAACCAAACGGAUGACUUAACAAAAAUAUUUCUGUCAUUAGACAAGACGCUAAUGCAUAAAGUAAUGAACGUGAAGUCUCCCAGGGAGUUCCCCUUGAAUUACCUUUACUUCUGCAUCUCAAAAAAUACGGAAAUUUACAAUUUUGUAAAAAAAAGAAACGAGUUGGUAAGUCUCCUUUACUCCGAUGAUGCAAAAAACGUGUAUGUCACAUUGACAGGAUCCGCUUCGAUUAUUGAAAAUGAAGUUAUACGAAAGGUAAUUUGGACAGAUAGAUGGUCCUACCUCAUUUCGGAUAACCUCCAAGACAAUUAUGUGUUAAUUAAAUUCACGCCAUCUACUGUCUCUCUUAAAACCAUUGGCUUUAAGAACCAGCAUUGGAAGAGUAACAUCGUUCGCCGCUCCAUGACGGAUGACAAAAUGGCUUGGGUGAAGGCCUAG
This is a messenger RNA of Plasmodium cynomolgi strain B, 1194 nucleotides long. RefSeq lists its product as hypothetical. The coding region runs from base 1 to 1194 and encodes 397 amino acids. Lineage: Eukaryota; Apicomplexa; Aconoidasida; Haemosporida; Plasmodiidae. The record is from RefSeq and is a predicted model, not a curated record. The transcript has 2 exons.